CUCCUCCUGUGCGUUUCACUGAAAAUGUUUCGCUCCCGUUUUCAGAGGAAGUCUGACAAAGCACAAACCAAAAUAAGGGGGGAAAAAGUGCAUGAUUCCUAUCAAAUCUAGUUUUAAUAGAACUUUGUGUUGACAAUCCAAUGUCAAAAUAAAAUAAACAGGACAGUGAAUAUACAGUUUAACGUGACCAAUGGGGAAGAUGCAUAGAAACAACAGAAACCUAAUAAGAAAACCUUUAAUCAUAUUCAACGAUGGGAUGUGAGAGGUUCUGAUUAUUCAGGAGCUUUGUUUCCAGUAGCAACGUCCUUUUCUUUGAUGUCACAGCUUUUCUUUCCAAGUGCUCACUGAAAAUAUUAGAUUAGAAAGCUUUUCUCAAUUUGAUAAUGUGUUCAAAUAAUGUGUAAUGUGUUUACCACAGCAGUGAAUUAGCCGUUUGUGUGAGUUACAUGCAUCACAUUUCUCCCGUUAGUCAUAGCUCUCAUCUUUUAUAAGCUCCUGGUUAAACACCUCAUUCCUUUAGUUUAGACUCAUCAGACUUAGUUUAGUGUGUAGUGUAGGAGAGACAUGAUGAGUCACAACAAAACCAGUAGAGCAGACGUCUUUGUUUUUAACAGUUAUGUUAUUUUUUUUAAUUGAUGAACAUUAUUUUACUCACACUUGUUGCUUUAUUAUGUAUCCUUUCACUAAUGUAUUGUACAGUCCAAUUCAGUUCAAAUAAAGAUUCCUAAUCAUUAUGGAGCUCCUGUAGUACUGUAUCUGGUUCUGACACUUUAUACUCAGACUCUUAUUCUGAAAGUCUUCAUCCGGUCGCGUGAAGGCUGGACCCGCUGCUGCUGCUGAGAGCGAUGGAAAUGUCUGACUUGACUCUGGACGAAGCGCCCGCGGUGUCAAAGAUCUGGAUGGUUCUGAGGCGGCUCGACAGAAACGAUGACAGGGUGGUGGCUCUGCGGGAGGCGUCCAUCCCCGCGGCCGCUGACGUCACCACCACGAUACAGAUCAUCACCAGCACCUUCGGGAUAAACUCCUCGGAUGUUGCAUUCAAGAUGAGGAACCAACGCGGCUGCUUGAUCCCUCUGAACGGCUCCAUCCGCGCUAACAGCAAACACACGCCUUAUGUGCUGGAGGUGGCCAGGUUCUUUCAGCACGUGCGUCCCCAGCGUCGAACCAUCCCCAUGACCGUGAUCAACAAGACCAUGAAGACGAGGCUGCAGAGCAUUGACAGGCGGAUUCAGAGACUGGAGGAGCUUCUGCCACAGAUCAACCUCAGACGUGACGACAGACUGAACCAGGAUAUUGAAUGUCUCAGCCAGAAGUUGAGAUUUCUUCAAAACAGAAUGCAGAUGCUCACAGCUGGAAGGGCGCGCUGACCAGAGCGCCUCUGUGGUGAACCAGCACUGCAGAUGUACCACUGUCACUGGGAGGGACAUCACAGGUGUAAUGGUCUUACCUGAGUAGAGGACAACAUUUAAAGUUUUAAAUACUAAUAUAACACCACAAAUGAUGAAACCACAAGCACAAUUUUUUAGAAACAUGUUUUAGCUAAGUAUUGAAUUUGUUUACCUCAAACAUCCCAGUCUGGUUCUAUAGGUGCCAAAAAACCACUGUUACAUAUACACUGGUAUGUAUCAACAGCUCAGAGUAUCGUCGUAAAAUGCUUUGAUGUGGAAAAUUAAAAAUAUUUUGUACAUUUUUUUACCUUCAUGGUAAAAGAUUCAAGCAUUUGGUGUAAUAUUUGUGACAUUUCUGUUACUGAGCAGUGUCUACUUGUAUUUAGAAAAACAACUGUGACCUGAUAUUGUUUGUAUUGUGAACUAUUUUAAGUGAACUAUUUUAAAUAAAUGAGAGAAACUCUG
Molecule: messenger RNA, 1853 nt
Organism: Betta splendens (Siamese fighting fish)
Lineage: Eukaryota; Metazoa; Chordata; Actinopteri; Anabantiformes; Osphronemidae
Exons: 9
Coding region: 846-1367 (173 amino acids)
Source: RefSeq, a predicted model, not a curated record